AUGGAACUAGGAGGGGCUUUCACUAUCUUUCUGGCACUCUCCUUGUCGUGCCUCAUCAUCCUCAUUGCCUGGAAACGAGUCAGCAAGGGAGGGAAGCUGCCCCCAGGCCCCACACCGCUGCCCUUCCUGGGAAACCUGCUGCAAGUCCGCACUGAUGCCACCUAUCAGUCUUUCAUGAAGCUCAAGGAGAAAUAUGGCCCUGUGUUCACUGUGUACAUGGGCCCCAGGCCAGUAGUUGUUUUGUGUGGACAUGAAGCAGUGAAGGAGGCCUUGGUAGACCAAGCAGAUGAUUUCAGCGGUCGUGGAGAACUGGCUUCCAUAGAUCGAAACUUCCAAGGUCAUGGUGUAGCUCUGGCCAAUGGAGACCGAUGGAGGAUCCUCCGCCGCUUCUCCCUGACCAUCCUCCGGGACUUUGGGAUGGGAAAGCGAAGCAUUGAGGAGCGGAUCCAGGAGGAGGCUGGCUACCUACUGGAGGAAUUAAGGAAGACCAACGGUGCCCCCUUCGAGCCCACCUUCUUCCUGAGCCGCACUGUCUCCAACGUCAUCAGUUCUGUCGUUUUUGGAAGCCGCUUCGACUAUGAGGACAAGCAAUUCCUGAAACUGCUGAAGCUGAUCAAUGAGAGUUUCAUCGAGAUGAGCACACCCUGGGCACAGGUGCCCAUCAGCCACCUCUCUGCCCACCCUACCCCAAAUCUCAAUUACCUAAAUCUGAUCGAGGAGCUCAAGGAUUUCGUCGCCUCCAGGGUCAAGAUCAACGAAGCAUCUUUUGACCCCUCACAUCCACGGGAUUUCAUCGACUGCUUCCUCAUCAAGAUGCACCAGGAUAAAAAUAACCCCCACACAGAAUUCAACCUCAAGAACUUGGUCCUCACCACCCUCAAUCUCUUCUUUGCUGGCACGGAGACAGUGAGCUCUACACUCCGCUAUGGAAUGCUGCUGCUCAUGAAGUAUCCUGAGGUAGAAGCCAAGAUCCAUGAAGAGAUUAACCAGGUGAUUGGACCUCACCGGAUCCCAAGUGUGGAUGACAGGGUCAAGAUGCCCUACACGGAUGCUGUGAUCCAUGAGAUACAGAGACUGACAGACAUUGUGCCUAUGGGCGUCCCCCACAAUGUCAUCCGGGACACUCAUUUCCGAGGCUUCCUUCUGCCCAAGGGCACUGAUGUGUUUCCCCUGAUUGGUUCCGUCCUCAAAGAUCCCAAAUACUUCCGCUAUCCAGAUGCCUUCUAUCCACAACACUUCCUGGAUGAGCAGGGUCGUUUCAAGAAGAAUGAAGCCUUUGUGCCUUUUUCCUCUGGAAAGCGCAUUUGUCUGGGCGAGGCCAUGGCCCGUAUGGAACUCUUUCUCUACUUUACCUCCAUCCUUCAGAACUUCUCCCUGCGUUCGCUAGUGCCACCAGCCGACAUCGACAUCACCCCCAAAAUCUCUGGAUUUGGCAACAUUCCCCCUACUUAUGAGCUCUGCCUCAUGGCCCACUGA
This is a messenger RNA of Orycteropus afer afer, 1476 nucleotides long. The record is from RefSeq and is a predicted model, not a curated record. NCBI's taxonomy places the organism in Eukaryota, Metazoa, Chordata, Mammalia, Tubulidentata, Orycteropodidae.